AACGCCCGCAUACCAACUCGGAUUAUUGUUUCUGGAGCACUCGGGGUGACUUCCGAGCACAUCAAUCAGGAAAAAAGUUUUACACAAAUCGAAUAGGAUCGCUCGAAUGGCUACGUACAUUUGUGUACAACAAGUGCGAUAGUUCACCGAGCACAGCAUCCGGUACGACUAUUGGUUUCAAUCGGAACCAAUUCCGUUAGGAAGAUAAGCAACAUGAUGAAACGACUAGCGACAGCUGUGCUGGUGUUGUGCGACAUCAUCGUCGACAUCAGUGCCAGGUAUGACGACUUUACGAAACAACAGCUCAACGACCAUACCCAAACCCAACUGGUCCGUCCUCCGUUCGAUUUGCUUGAUGAUGACCAUCCACCGUUGUCAUCUCGCAUGAUGGCUUCGCUACAAACGGUCGGUUCCAUUAGUGCGACCAUUCAGGAGCAGCAGCAGCAACAGCUAUCAUUAUCACCGGUGGCCGGCGGAGGCAGUGUCAUCGAGGAAACCACCAUCGUGCUCAACGUGAGCGCCCUCUGGAGCAGGUACAUGGCCCUGUCCAGCUACAGUGGGCCCGCCGUCGAGGAUGCCUUCCGGGACAGAAUCAACCCGUUCUGGCUGCAGUUUGAUCCACCGUCGUCCGCCGCCCACUACACACUUGGGUUCAUCUACUUUAUGAUGAUGCUCUUCGGCCUGUGCGGCAAUCUGCUCGUGAUUUUGAUGUUCAUCAGGUUCAAAACCCUCCGAACACCAGCCAACUACUUGGUCAUCAACCUGGCGGUAUCGGACUUCAUCAUUAUGCUGGAAGCACCACUUUUCGUGUACAACAGCUACCACCGGGGUCCAGCGAUCGGUAAUGUAUGGUGCACAAUCUACGCCCUACUUGGUGCCGUUGGUGGAACGGUUGCCAUUGUCACGCUCACCAUGAUUUCGAUCGAUCGCUACAAUGUGGUGGUCUAUCCACUGAACCCGAACCGCUCGACCACCCGGCUGAAGGUCGCCUUCAUGAUUGUGUUCUCCUGGAUCUACGGGCUGAUAUUUUCCGUCAUCCCAGCGCUGGACAUCGGUCUUAGUCGAUACACUCCGGAAGGUUUCCUUACUGCGUGCAGUUUCGACUAUUUGGAGCGAACGUGGGACGCUCAGGUUUUCAUGUUCGUGUAUUUCAUCUUCGCCUGGGUUGUCCCAAUCAUCGCCAUAACGUUCUGCUACAUUCAGAUUUUGCGCGUUGUUAUCGGAGCCAACAGCAUCCAGUCCAGUAAGAACAAAAGCAAAACGGAAGUAAAGCUAGCUGGCGUGGUCAUCGGCAUUAUUGGGCUGUGGUUCAUUGCGUGGACUCCAUACGCCAUAGUGUCCAUGAUGGGAGUGUUUGGUUAUGAACAUCUGCUCACUCCUUUGGGCUCGAUGGUGCCUGCUAUUCUGGCCAAGACGGCUGCUUGCAUCGACCCUUACUUCUACGCUAUGAACCACCCUCGCUACCGUCAGGAGUUGAAGAAAAUGUUCGGAAUGAACCAGCAGGAUAUCGGAAACUCGCAAUACCAGACAUCGCGGUACACGAGAAACGCAUCGCGAAUUGAUGAUUCCGAGGGUGGCUCCAACGAGCGGGUCACGAUCGGACCAAAACCAGCAGCCGACGAUACGUCGCUGUCCGUUUCGGUUGACCUGACCGAGGGCAACGCCAACAACAAUCACUAGGGCAGGUGAUGGCGCGCCCGGCAGCCGGUACACGUGCUGGUUACCUACCGGACGUCCAGAGUUCACGAUGAUGACAGCAACGAUAGACAGGAGGACACGUUCGAGUGUUAGUGGGUUUUUUUUUAAAUCUGACGAGCUCAUACAUAUUGUUGGGAGAAAUUGGGAGCGAUAUUUUUCGGUAAUUAGUAAUAAUUGAAAAGUGCCUUCUUAUGAUAGUGUUUUAAGAAAUGUGGUAGAUUUGAGGAUAUUUAAAAGUACGACGCCAGUAUCAUUGUACAAACUCAAACGAAGCCGCGUGAUGAGCUUUUGACGUAGAUCAUAGGAACGAGUUAGAUAUUUACGAAAUUGAGUGGGUUACUCUUAAUGGCCCAACCAUGUGACUAAUAAAAUCGAAACAUUUCAAAGUGGUAUUGUAUACUAUAAGCAAUCAUAUGUGAACAAAAAAAAAAACAACUUUAAUCAGAUCAAACAUGCGAACACUAUUUUCAAUUCAUUCAAGUUAACCUUCAAGUUAUCAUUUCACAGAGCCAAUGCAAGUCAAGUAAUUAAUUUUUUAAUAGUAUGUCUAAUAUUAGUUGAAAAAAAAGUGAUCCAAAAAAUGAGUCAAGUCGAUAUUGUUAAUAUUCAACAUCUAUUGUAUGCAAAAGUGUUUUCAUUGAUGAAUAAGGAUUGAAUAUUUAUCCAAUGUUGAGCUGCAUCAUACCACUCUCAGAUAAACAAAGUGAGCUCGGAAUUGGGAUCUAUUGCUAGUAGUAUCGAUAACUCAAACCUUCCAAAGAAAAUGGUUAUUGUGAUCGAUCAGUAACGCUUAUGACCAUGAUUGCAUUGAUUAAGAAUAAUGACAG
This is a messenger RNA of Armigeres subalbatus, 2525 nucleotides long. Its product is annotated as opsin Rh4. The transcript has 8 exons. Gene Ontology annotation, biological process: visual perception; cellular response to light stimulus; phototransduction. The coding region runs from base 214 to 1680 and encodes 488 amino acids. Gene Ontology annotation, cellular component: plasma membrane. Lineage: Eukaryota; Metazoa; Arthropoda; Insecta; Diptera; Culicidae. Gene Ontology annotation, molecular function: G protein-coupled photoreceptor activity. The record is from RefSeq and is a predicted model, not a curated record.